Messenger RNA from Musa acuminata AAA Group (dessert banana), 1731 nucleotides. RefSeq lists its product as uncharacterized. The record is from RefSeq and is a predicted model, not a curated record. The transcript is spliced from 5 exons. The coding region runs from base 6 to 899 and encodes 297 amino acids. NCBI's taxonomy places the organism in Eukaryota, Viridiplantae, Streptophyta, Magnoliopsida, Zingiberales, Musaceae.
GAAGGAUGACUUUGCAGUACGGAGGAGUCGUUAUCCCGCCGUGGAGCAUCGGCGGCACUCCAAUUAGGGCACGCAAGACGACGGCGCCCUUCGUGGUGGCCCUCUGCCAUCCUCUCCACCGCGACGCCGGCUCACGCCAGCUGCGCAUUCAACUCGACCAACUUCGCGCCGAGGCGGAGGCCACCCGCUCCAAAGCCAAUGCUGCACGAUUGAGGCUCAUGCGUCUAACAGAGGCAGCUGAGAAUCUUCGAAGCAGAGCUGCUAUGAGCAUCCAAGUUGGAAAGGAAACUGAGGCAAGGGAGCUACUCAUACAAAAGAAGAAGUUGAUGCAGGCCUUAAAGAAAUCAAAGAAUCGCAUUGAGGUUCUUGAUAAGCUUUCAUCAAAGAUUAAUGAGGCAAUUUCUCUGAAGGAAACACAACUAAUUGGACAAGUUGCCAUUCAACCUGAAGAUAACAUAUCAGAUUCCUGUGGACAGAUUCAUUUUGUUUCCCCAAAAGAGGAUACUGUUGAAGUAUCAAAGUCAAAAGACUCUUCAAUUUUAUCAGAACAAUGUGAGCAUCAAGAUCAUGAUGUUGGAAAUUAUGAAGACAAACCAUCAGGAGACAGUGGACAACCAACUUUUCUGGCAUCUGUGAGCAGUGACAUGUCGAAUUUUCCGAAGAUGGUUGACAGUUCAGAAGGCUUCCAUGAGCACAUACUCGAGAAUAUUGAUAUGCAACUUAAAUUACUGGAAACAGACAUUGAAAAUUUCUUAAGGUCUCAAUCCGUGACAGAAGAAACCAAACAGAAGCAGAUGAAUGAAAAACUAGAGAAACUAUCAGAGAUACUCAAGCAUGUACUCAGCAUCAGAGAAAGGAUCGCAAGCAUGGUGGAAACUAGAGCAGAUGAUGGGAACUAAAGCUGGGAAUUCAUGAUGUUUUUGCUUGCUGAGGUGCCAACCUGCUUCCAGUAAUUAGUAGAAGUGGCAACUGAUCAUGAUCUGUAUGGUGUUUAUGGUCUCUAAAGGGCAGACCAACACAGUUCCAUCAUCUGGAGUGAUCCAAAUAGGUUUGCCAAAGCCAACCCUCGACUCUGUGAGUAGCUGAGAUAAAUCAUUCUGGACUAGCAUGAUUUUUUUCAGGUAAACAAUCAUUGGAGUAUGUGAAGCAGUCUGAGGUUCUUAAGUUGCUAUUGGCCAUCCUGGCAGAAUACGAUUGCGUCAUCAGCAAACUUGAUCAUAUGAACUGCCCCGAUUACACAUUCUAUUGCAAGCCCUGAAAAUAAGAUCUCCCUCCGGCCCUGCAGCAAAAGGUGAUAAAGGUCGGUGAAGAGGAAGAGAGAAGUUGGUAUUAAGUGAGUCACCUUGCCUUGAUUCCUGCUUGCAUCUAUACCACCAUCCAGAAAAUCCAUGCAUGAAAAUUGUCGAUUUGUUUGAACAAAGAAGAGAAACAAUCUGACUCGUUUAGCUCCAAAUUUGGGAGAAACUGCAGUAUUGUGGCUGAGCCAAAUGCCAUUUUAUAAGUUCAGCUUCAGAAAGGUACGGGUUUACGCUCGAGAUUCUCUUGUAAGGGGUUAGAUUAUGCGUUGUCAUGAAAUAAUCUCCAUCCCAUCUGUGCUUAACAAAGUCAUGUUUGUAAUAGAGGAUUUUGUUAAUAUGUUCUCAACCUCUUAUUUUUGUUUUUUUUUUUGCUUACAACAUAUUGCUUUAGAUUGUCAUCAUUUAUUUUUCGAUUAAAAGAUUUGGACAGAAA